AUGACCACCACGAUCGGCCAGAGCGCCCCUCUGAAGCUCGACGGUGUCUCUGAACCCGCCGUCGCUUUCGAGCCUUUCACUCUGCCGAGCAGCAACCAACGUACCCUCGGUCAACCCCAUGCGGGCAACACCGCCAUUCCACUUGCUCUCAAGCCCACAGCACCUGUCUCUCUCUCGGACGCCAUCAACACCAUCAAGGGGCUCCAAGCCAACAACGGUACUCUGACCAAGCUGCUCGCCAACCACGGGACUCUGCUCUUUCGUGGCCUCCCUAUAUCCUCAGCAAGCGAAUUCAGCCAGUUUGCUCAUGCUUUCGGCUACCGCCCCCACGAAAUCAUCGGCAUCGUCGUGGACCGGCCUCUACUUGCUCCCAACGUUGCUCCAGCCAACGAGGCACCACCCAACGUCCUGAUCUACAACCACAAUGAAUCCCCUCAAGUGCCACAUGCUCCCGAAUACAUCUUCUUCUACUGUCACAAGGCUCCCACUGUUGGAGGCGAGACACCCAUCAGCAGCUCUCUGGAGCUCUUUCAGCGUGCACAGACAGAGAUACCGGACUUCAUCAGCGAAAUCGGCGCCAAAGGCAUCCUUAGCCGAGUAACUUACAAACUCGACAAGCAGUACGCUGGGGGCAGCACGCUGCGACAGGCCUUUGGCAAGGAGAUCCUCGACUCAGAUGAUGCCGACACGCGCCGACGCAAGAUAGAGGCUCAAAUUGAACGCUACGGACGCGGCGAGUUCACGACGUGGAAGUGGGAGGACGAUGGACAGACGCUGAUCAUUGAACACCGCCUGCCGGCCAUCCGGACGCAGCAGAAUAGCGGCCUUCCCACGCUGUUCACCGGCUUAGCCGCGUACUGGAAGAACGCAAAGGUCAACCAGGUCGCGCGGAAGAAUGUGACCACGCAGCUGUUCGGCGACGGGACGCCGAUUCCGGACAAAUACCUUGAGCGACUAGCCGACAUUACCGAUGAGAUCCGGGUGUUGCACAAGUGGCAGGAAGGCGACGUUUUGGUAUACGACAAUGUGAUUGCGCAGCACGGGCGAGAGCCGUGGCAGGGAGAGCAGGGCGACCGAGUGGUCAUGGCGAGCUUGUUUGAUGGGCCGAGUGUGCCGGGUGCGUAUGGGCAAGCACCGUGGGCGCAAGUCGUACAGGCGACCGAGGGGUAA
This is a messenger RNA of Cyphellophora europaea CBS 101466, 1170 nucleotides long. RefSeq lists its product as uncharacterized. Gene Ontology annotation, molecular function: oxidoreductase activity. The transcript has a single exon. Lineage: Eukaryota; Fungi; Ascomycota; Eurotiomycetes; Chaetothyriales; Cyphellophoraceae. The record is from RefSeq and is a predicted model, not a curated record. The coding region runs from base 1 to 1170 and encodes 389 amino acids.